UAAAAUCAAUUAUCUUAUUAUUUAUUUAUACACAUGUGGCAUUGCUUUUACUACUGAAGGUACCAAAGUUAUACAACAUGAAAGGUUGCAGGUCCUUCCCCGUCCUGGUGAUGUUACAGUCAAAAUUGAAUGAGUAGAAAAACAACAUCAAAAUUUUUCCGAACCCUAAAUCUAUAAUUUGUCAAACUAGUUUAUAUUAAAGUAAAGCCACUAACCCUAAAUCUAUAAUUUGUUAAAGUAGUUUAUAUUAAAUUAAAGCCACUCCAAAGCUAAUUGUUAUGAACACCCUUCCUAAUGCUCCAACAUAUAAUGUAGAAAUAUUUAAAUUGAUACCGCAAUAGAGCUUCUUGCUUUCAAUUGAAUGAGGUAGUUAGACUGUUGUUAUCUGCACUAAAAGAAUUUUGAAUUUAAAGUUUCGUCUUAUGACUGAAGCUUACAGCCGUAGAGGAAAAAUAACAACUCUACAUCUAAUCACACUACUAAACACAGUAUUUAAUGCAAGAGGAGGAAGAAUCUACAUGUAACCCUCCCUCCCUAAUUAGAUUUGGCAUCCCUCAAAAGGUAUGAAAUGAUCAAAAUAUUCAAAGAUUUUUCAUUACCACGUUUUAGCAAAUCUACUGAGAUACCGGAUUUUAUUUUUCAAAUCUGAGUGAUAUUGAAAAUUUUGCGUGCAUUUUUUAUCAGAAAUUGUAAAAUUUUCGGUAAUUUUUAUCAGAAAAUUUAAAAUAUCAGAUAUUUUGUACAGGAAAUUUCAUAAUUUCUGGUAUCCUUAUAAAUUUAUAAAAAUAUUGGAAAUUUUGAAAUUUCCGGUAUUUUUUUUUUUAAUUUAUAAAUGUUAUUUUUCUUAUAUUUUUAAUAUUUUCAGUGCGGACUAGAGGCAAAGAUGAUAGUGUUGCAGGACGGGCCAUUGAUAGAGCCGAUGUUCUUGCUUGGGCGGCUGCUGAUGAGGUUGGUACCUCAUUGUUACGUGCUGGACGCGUUUUUCCGACCGGUUCUAACCGAAAACGGAUGGCUGAGCAGGCGGGGAGGGGGUUCCCCGCACCUUGCCGCCGAGGUGGUAGAGCUGUUGUGGACGAGCAGGUAAUUCAGGAUGAAGUUGUUGAGGUUGAGGCGGUGACUGUUGUUCAGGAGUCGGUGGCUGUUGUUGAGGAGCUGGUGCCUGUUGCUGAGGAGCAUGUGCUUGUUGCUGAGGAGGAGGUUGCUGUUGUCAAGGAGUAUGUGCCUAGAGUUGAGGAGUUAGUGGCUGUGGUUAAGGAGGGGGUUGCUGAGGAGCGGGUGGUGCAUGAUACAGACAUCAUCACAGGUGCAUCUACGGAGCCAUCAGUACACACUGAUGGAGCUUUUCCAGGAGGACUUUCUGACAUGUCCGUUUUGACAAGAUAUGCCGACCAUGUCGCUUAUAGGAUAUGGCAGGACGAGGAGCGUCUAGUGCUGAAGCUUCUCACGGAUCGAAGUUGAAGAACUUUCGCGAGAGACCAAUGUCUGAGCAGGUGGUGAGGAUAGUUCGGGACUUCCAUUUGAUGGACGUUGCGGGAUGCUCCCUGACGAUGCUGGACACCCCUCUAUUAUCAACUUUUGUUGAGAGGUGGCACCCUGAGACAUCAUCCUUCCAUCUUCUAUGAGAUGACAGUGACUUUGGAUGAUGUGCAUUUCCUAUUUCACUUUCCGAUUGUUUGUACGAAUAUCUUUUGUAUGAACAUCCUUUUUAUCGCAUAAUCUUUUUGGCUAGUACAUGUUUCGAGUAGAUAAAGAAAAUAACAUCAAUAACAAACAAACAUAGUUAACAAUCAUCAUAUGACAAACAACAAGCAUAAAUAGUACUUCGAAACAUGAAAACCUAGGCAUUGUGAUAUGUAAUUCAUCUGAACACAGUUGUUACUCUGCCCAAUUUUUGUUUCA
This is a messenger RNA of Vicia villosa (hairy vetch), 1899 nucleotides long. RefSeq lists its product as uncharacterized. NCBI's taxonomy places the organism in Eukaryota, Viridiplantae, Streptophyta, Magnoliopsida, Fabales, Fabaceae. The record is from RefSeq and is a predicted model, not a curated record. The transcript has 2 exons. Bases 1009 to 1458 code for a protein of 149 amino acids.